Messenger RNA from Biomphalaria glabrata, 3857 nucleotides. RefSeq lists its product as uncharacterized. The record is from RefSeq and is a predicted model, not a curated record. The coding region runs from base 351 to 1340 and encodes 329 amino acids. The transcript has 2 exons. Lineage: Eukaryota; Metazoa; Mollusca; Gastropoda; Planorbidae.
UUUUUCACUGUAACCAGCCUAACCUUGACCCGUGAAGACAAACACAUUGAUUUUAUUUUUGCCGGCCUCAAAACCAGCUAUAGUACGCCAUGUGAUCCAGUGGGAGGAUUUGUUUCUGUGUCAGAAUGGCUGGAUUUAAAACCUGUUUUGUCUGUAGCAGACACAGAGACUAAAUCUAUUUCGAACAUUGAGCUAGCAGUUUGGUUCUAGAUCUAGUUAUUUCCUAAGUGUUGUUUGAGAUACAGGCAGAUUUUUUUCAAAUCAAACUCUUAUCAUUGGUUAUGUAGGUCUAUAUGAAGGAGAUAAAGGAUUAUGAUCAGUAUGUAUUGUAAAAACAAAUUAAUGGACGUAUGGCAUUACUGACAAUAAAGCCUGGCAUGGAGGAACUCUUCUGUCAAGCAUUAACCCAAGAAUAUAUUUCUAACAAGAAGGCACCCAAUCCAUCUGAUACACAAUGUCUCAAUGAGUCCAAUCACAAUCAGUUCAUCCAUUUGGACCAGCUAGCUCUUGGGGGAUUACCGGAAAAGUUUCGAGACAAAGAUAUCUUAGAAUUGAUCAGAGUCUUGUCAGAACUCACAGUCCAUAUUACGUACAGCUUUAAAAUGGAUGACAAUACACUUCGCUAUUGCCAUGGAAGUGGCUUUAUUCAAAGACUCCGAAAGGAAACAUUUACCUUGUGCCCCUGCCGAGAAUGUGGACAGAAAAAUGUGAUACAGAGGUCCAAAGAAUGGUACAAGCUGACCAUCACAACAGCCAGCCCGGUGUUCAAACACUACAAUUCCAAAACUAACACUGAUGCGAGAGCAGGUUUAUUUUACGACAAUGAGUCUAGUCCGGUGAGUAAAGUUGACAUUCAAAGUUUUGAAGCUGAGGAUUUAAAUGGCGACGACAAUGACUGGGGAGUUUGUUUUGGUGUCACGCACGACCAAGCAUUGGCUACAAGGCUAACAGAUUCUAUCAUUUCUUACGAGAAACUUCAGGGGCAAGUUUAUCGACAGUAUAAAAACCAGGAGUGUACAAACGACAAACUGGUGGUCGUUGUUGGUCAUCCUCAUGGUGGCCCUAAGGUCGUGACCAUUGGCCAGCGUCAUCAAAGAAUUCCCGUCAAAUCAAUAAAAAACGGACAACUCUUGUGUCGCUACGCUUACGACGCUGUGACCUGUCCAGGGAGCAGUGGAUCGCCAGUUUACAUACUUGGUCAACCAAUCAGUGGCUUUGGUUACUGGUUUGGUCAUCCACACAACCAUGUCAAGGGAAUCGUGUCGAACCGCUCGGAAGAAUCCAACGAAUCUGAAGCGAAUGUUAGUUUCAGCACAACUGGAAUGGAAUGUGUGGACUAACUUAUGUUUGAUACCCAGUACCACAUUUGCUUUUAAUCAGUAUGUGUACAUGUACUACUGUAGUGUAUUCUAUAUACCAAUGUCCCUGUAGUUUAUGAGGAUUAGGACAGACAGGUAUCUUGUGAACAGCUUUUAUAUAACGUCAUUUCAUGCUUAUAAAAUGCUCAGAGCAUUAUGGUCUUAGCUUUUACAAUAAACAAAUGAAAGGAGGGUGGGUGUCUGGGAGAAGGUUUUCUUGAUGUAAUCACAAUUCUGCUCGUUUGAUAGGUAGACAAGCCCCUUUGAUAGGUAGACAAGCCCCUUUGAUAGGUAGCUAAGCCCCUUUGAUAGGUAGCUAAGCCCCUUUAUUAGCUAGCUAAGUCCCUAUAAUAGGUAGCUAAGCCCCUUUGAUAGGUAGACAAGCCCCCUUGAUAGGUAGACAAGUCCCUUUGAUAGGUAGCUAAGCCCCUUUCAUAGGUAGCUAAGCCCCUUUGAUAGGUAGCUAAGCCCCUUUAUUAGCUAGCUAAGUCCCUAUAAUAGGUAGCUAAGUCCCUUUGAUAGGUAGCUAAGCCCCUUUAUUAGCUAGCUAAGUCCCUAUAAUAGGUAGCUAAGCCCCUUUGAUGGGUAGCUAAGCCCCUUUGAUAGGUAGCUAAGCCCCUUUAUUAGCUAGCUAAGUCCCUAUAAUAGGUAGCUAAGCCCCUUUGAUAGGUAGACAAGCCCCCUUGAUAGGUAGACAAGUCCCUUUGAUAGGUAGCUAAGCCCCUUUCAUAGGUAGCUAAGCCCCUUUGAUAGGUAGCUAAGCCCCUUUAUUAGCUAGCUAAGUCCCUAUAAUAGGUAGCUAAGUCCCUUUGAUAGGUAGCUAAGCCCCUUUAUUAGCUAGCUAAGUCCCUAUAAUAGGUAGCUAAGCCCCUUUGAUGGGUAGCUAAGCCCCUUUGAUAGGUAGCUAAGCCCCUUUAUUAGCUAGCUAAGUCCCUAUAAUAGGUAGCUAAGCCCCUUUGAUAGGUAGCUAAGCCCCUUUGAUAGGUAGCUAAGCCCCUUUAUUAGCUAGCUAAGUCCCUAUAAUAGGUAGCUAAGCCCCUUUCAUAGGUAGCUAAGCCCCUUUGAUAGGUAGCUAAGCCCCUUUAUUAGCUAGAUAAGUCCCUAUAAUAGGUAGCUAAGCCCCUUUGAUAGGUAGCUAAGCCCCCCUGAUAUUUAACCAAGCGGUUUAGCCUCUUGGCCAUAUAUCCCACAAAUUUCAAAUAUACAAAUAAGAAUAACACCAGACUGCUCAUCGAACUAACACCAAGUGUAGUUAGUAAGCUCUGGUGCACGCUGGUAGGCCAAGCGUAGCGUAGGCGUAGUCUUAAAGCAAUAGUACGAAGAUAUGCAUGGCGAUACGUUGGAAGUCAGUGGCAUGGGAAAACUGCUCCACUUUAAGUUUUGAAUUGGGGCACAGUGCGAGGGGGGGGGAGAAACGUCACCAAAACUCAUUGUGAGAGUCUCUGCUUUGUAAAAAGUGUCAAAAUUAAACACUGAAGUUUGAAAAACUACAACUUAUUUUGUGUUUAUUUCAUUUCAAAACGUACACAACUACUAAGUUUUAUCUCAACUCACUCUGUCUUUCUGUCCGUCUGUCUAGUGCAGGGGUCGGCAACAUUUUCAGUCCAAAGAGCCGCAUGUGGCUCGCGAACCGCAGUUUGCCGACCCCGGGUCUAGUGCAUAUCUUGUACAUGUAUUUUCUCCCACUUCCCAGUCUCGGAUGAAGUAUAAACUUGCGCAAUUAUUAAAUAUCAAAGACAAUACACGAAUGAAUCGAAAAAAAAUUAUCCAAUUAGUUUCAAUUAUUAAGUAAUAACUAUUAAAGUUUGUUUUAUAUAGAAAAGGGUUGAAAUGUCCGCAACUAUUGUGCGGUUCUUUCCCUAAUAUAAGCACAAAAUACUAAUUUAAGUUAUCCAGCUUUUCUGUUAGUAGCUCUGCAUAUUAUAAGUAUGGAAGAAGUGUCAGAAGUUCGCUCUUUAACAUGGAGGAUCUUGUGGACAUUAGUUGGCAACAGGCUGCAAAGAUUGCUGGCUGGGCCUGCCUUAGAAAACGGACUACCGUGUAACUGACCUGUGUUUGAUUGACCUCUUUGUAUUUACGCAUCUUAUCCUCUUCUAUGAACACACGGUAUGCUGUUGAUAAACUAUAGCAUGCUUUGUGUGUCGUUCUUUAUAUCCUUCUGUAUGUCCAUCUGUAUGUAAUGCACAAAUUGUAAGACAAAUUUCCUUUCGGACAAAAAAAAAGAUUAUUAUUAUUAUUAUUAUUAUUAUUACACCAAACUGUCUGGCAGUAAUCUCAUCACUGCAAUAAACAGCUGGGCCGUCCCAGUGCUCCUUUACACGUUCGGUAUGAGCAAAUGGACUGACACCAACAUUGACUGACUAACUAGAAAAUUACUAACCAAAUUCGAUGGAGGACUUGGGGUGUCCUGUAUGAUUAAACUCCAAGGCCGGAUCUACAUAAUGAAACACAAGCAAUAGUUUAGGGCACCCCCCACCUUUUUUUUUUUUUUACAUAUUU